AUGUCUCACGAAGAGGAUCUCAUCGACUACUCCGACGAGGAGCUUCAGACCACUGACGCGGCGGCCACCACCGCUGCCCCCGCCUCUAACGGAGAGGCUAAGAAGGGCGACUUGACGGUUUCUGGCGGCCGUCCGGACAAGAAGGGUAGUUACGUCGGUAUUCAUUCGACCGGUUUCCGCGACUUUUUGCUCAAAGAGGAACUCCUACGUGCCAUCACCGAUUGCGGUUUCGAACAUCCAUCGGAGGUCCAGCAAGUCUGCAUUCCUACCGCUAUCCUGAACGUCGAUGUUCUCUGCCAGGCCAAGUCUGGUCUCGGAAAGACCGCGGUCUUCGUUUUGACCACCCUGCACCAGCUGGAGCCGGUUCCUGGCGAGUGCUCUAUCCUUGUUAUGUGCCACACCCGCGAGUUGGCAUACCAGAUCAAGAACGAGUACGCUCGUUUCAGCAAGUACCUUCCCGAUGUCAAGACUGCCGUCUUCUACGGAGGUACCCCCAUCCAGAAGGACGUUGAGUUGCUCUCCAACAAGGAGUCCUACCCCAACAUUGUUGUCGGUACUCCCGGUCGUCUGAACGCCCUGGUCCGCGACAAGAAGCUUUCUCUGCGCAACGUCAAGGCUUUCGUUCUCGAUGAGUGUGAUAAGAUGCUGGACCAGAUUGACAUGCGUCGUGAUGUCCAGGAGAUUUUCCGUGCCACCCCUGCCGACAAGCAGGUCAUGAUGUUCAGUGCCACUCUUUCUCAGGAUAUCCGCCCCGUGUGCAAGAAGUUCAUGAGGAACCCUCUCGAGGUCUACGUCGAUGACGACACGAAGCUUACGCUGCACGGUCUGCAGCAAUACUACAUCAAGCUCAGCGAGGCGGAGAAGAACCGCAAGCUGAACGAGCUCCUGGACAGCCUGGAGUUCAACCAGGUUAUCAUCUUCGUUAAGAGCACCCUGCGUGCGAAUGAGCUCGACAAGCUGUUGCGCGAGUGCAACUUCCCCAGUAUCGCAGUGCACUCUGGUGUCAGCCAGGAGGAGCGUAUCAAACGCUACAAGGAGUUCAAGGAAUUCAACAAGCGUAUCUGUGUCGCCACUGACGUGUUCGGACGUGGUAUCGAUAUUGAGCGUAUCAACCUUGCCAUCAACUACGACUUGCCGGCUGAUGCUGACUCCUACCUGCACCGUGUCGGUCGUGCGGGUCGUUUCGGUACCAAGGGUCUGUCGAUCUCCUUCGUCAGCACCGAGGAUGACGAGAAGGUGCUCAAGGAUAUUGAGAAGCGCUUCGAGGUUGCCCUUCCUGAAUACCCCGAGGGCGGUGUUGACUCGAGCACCUACAUGGCCUAG
Messenger RNA from Aspergillus tubingensis, 1323 nucleotides. RefSeq names its product ATP-dependent RNA helicase SUB2. The transcript has 5 exons. Gene Ontology annotation, molecular function: ATP binding; RNA binding; RNA helicase activity. Gene Ontology annotation, biological process: mRNA export from nucleus; mRNA splicing, via spliceosome. Lineage: Eukaryota; Fungi; Ascomycota; Eurotiomycetes; Eurotiales; Aspergillaceae. The record is from RefSeq and is a predicted model, not a curated record. The coding region runs from base 1 to 1323 and encodes 440 amino acids.